UAGUAACAGGAAAUCCCUAAUCCUCGGGUUUUCCGCGUGUUUAAAGUUCCCGCUAAACGAGGAAGAUCGUCGCGUCUCACUUGUUUUUAAAAAUAAAUCAGCGAAAUUAAAAAUAAUAUUUUUUCUGCCUAAUUUAGGUGCGAAAUAAUAGCUUUUGGCGAAGACCAGAUAACUAAGGAAUAAAUAGAGUGCGUUAAAGUCAAUUUCUGCGGGAGCCUGAGGGGCGAAAUCGAGGUCGCAGUGCCAUCGCCCUAGGGUGGUUAAUGGGCAGUGUGUCGAGUGUGUACAUUUGCACUCGCCUCGCCUGACUGUCGCCAUCCAGGUCGCCAACACUUCGCUUUGGGAGAAGCUGCAGUCUAGCUUCGUCCCCGAUUUCGGCCGAACCAGCCCCAAGGCGCGACGCAAAUUCGGUCGGUCGACGCCUAAGAGCUCAAACAACCUGCAACAAUGGAGGAGGAAGCAGAGUCAAGUUCGGGGACUAUGUCCACUUUGAACUCGUUGUUUUCCUUUACAAGCCCAGCAGUGAAAAAAUUAUUAGGCUGGAAACAAGGAGACGAAGAGGAGAAGUGGGCAGAAAAAGCUGUUGACUCUUUAGUGAAAAAACUGAAAAAGAAGAAGGGAGCAAUCGAGGACUUGGAAAAGGCCCUGAGCAUGCCAGGACAGCCCAGCAAGUGUGUCACGAUUCCCCGUAGUUUGGAUGGCCGCCUCCAAGUUUCGCACCGCAAAGGGUUGCCUCAUGUGAUCUACUGUCGGGUUUGGCGUUGGCCUGACUUGCAAAGCCAUCAUGAGCUCAAGCCUCUUGAGCAAUGCCAGUUUCCAUUCUCCGCAAAACAAAAAGAAGUUUGCAUCAAUCCGUAUCACUACAAGAGGGUAGAGAGCCCAGUGCUGCCUCCUGUGUUGGUGCCGCGCCACAGCGAAUACGCACCUGGCCAUUCCCUGCUCCCGUUCCAGCAGCUGGCAGAACCAUCCAUGCCACACAACGUCUCAUACUCCGCCACUGGCUUCAACAACUCCCACCCACACAUAAAUCAGCAGGGCGGCGGACCCAACUCGCCAUUGGCCAACGUCAACAGUCCAGGUAGCCAAACAGGACCUCAAAGUCCAUUUAGCUCUUCAAACGGAAUGCCGGCUGGCACUCCUCCGCCAGCCUACAGUCCCAGCGUUGAUGACAGUCACCAAUCCGGACAAUCGCCAUCGCCGGACCCAAACGCGAUGGACACAAACAACAUCAACGAAGUGUCUCCUGUUGCUUACCAGGAGCCACCUUACUGGGCCAGUAUAGCGUACUAUGAGCUCAACUGCCGGGUGGGCGAAGUUUUCCACUGCAAUUCGCACUCUGUCAUUGUGGACGGGUUCACAUAUCCCAACUGCAACUCUGACAGAUUCUGUUUGGGCCAGCUGUCCAACGUGAACAGGAAUUCGACUAUCGAAAACACUCGCAGACACAUUGGAAAAGGUGUCCAUCUUUAUUAUGUUGGAGGCGAAGUCUACGCGGAAUGUCUGUCUGACAGUGCCAUUUUCGUCCAGUCGCGAAACUGCAACCACCACCAUCAGUUCCACCCAAGCACUGUUUGCAAAAUUCCUCCUGGCUGCUCUCUGAAAAUCUUCAACAACCAAGAGUUUGCGCAACUGCUCUCCACAAGCGUCAAUCACGGCUUUGAGGCAGUCUAUGAACUAACCAAAAUGUGUACAAUUAGGAUGUCGUUUGUGAAAGGCUGGGGCGCUGAGUAUCAUCGCCAAGAUGUGACAAGUACACCAUGUUGGAUCGAAAUCCACUUGCAUGGGCCACUGCAGUGGCUGGAUAAAGUUCUCACACAAAUGGGCUCUCCUCACAACCCCAUCUCAUCGGUGUCGUGAGUGCUGCAAAGAGCAAAGGGCACAACUACUUUCUUACUUUAGUUUUUCGACGUAAGUUCCAAAAAAUCCUUCUCAAAUUAUUUCUUCCAUGGCAGUUUUCUCUCUAGCUAAUAAUAAUAUUCCCUGAUUUUUUAAAAAAAGCCUUGUUCCCUUUUGAAAGGGUAGCCGAAAAACGUGACACAACAGUCACAAAAAUAAUGACGCUUUUUUGAGCUGCUUUACAUGCGACUUUAUGAUGAUUAUAUUUAUUGACAUUGACUUGCACAAGUUUUAUGAUGCAGAAUGGUAAAACUAUUUUAACAAGAAACCAAAUGAUUGUUAUACAAUACAUCCAUCGAUAUUUUUUAAGUAACCACGAACAAAAAUUUAAUCUUUUGCCAGAAAUGUAUAGUUUGGUUGCUAAAAUCAUUGCUGCUUCAUUUAGGAUCUCAAAAAAUAUUUUACAGCACCGAAGAGGGUAAUUUCUAAGGGGUACAGUUAAUAAUUGUCGAGUUAAUUAUAGUGACACUCUAUGUCGAGAAUACACAAUAAGCCUACUCUCAUGAUUCUAAGGGUAAUAAGUAUUUUGUGUAUUAUGGAUAUUGUGCAUUUGAUACAAAAAUUCAGUAGCUUGUGUUAGUUAUAACUUAGGAUAUAGAAUAAAUUUUGUUUAGUGUUGUAAUUUAGUUAUAGACUGAUUUCUGAAUUAGCUUGACCCCUAAUUUGAAAAGUUGAGUGGUCGAGCUAAUUUGGACUCACCCUGGGUGGGUUGUCCCCUCAACCGAAGUUAAGGGGUUGAGAGACCCACUUGCUAACUGAGAAAGGUAACAACGUAAGGAUGGUAGACACAGGAUAUGUCAAUGGAUUACUUGAUUAUUAGUCCAUUUUAGAAUAUUCUUAUGACGUCUGUUUUAAUACCCCAAACAGAUGAUCAACAAUCUGUUCCUGUGUUUACCUUUCUAGCAGAAUAAACACUACAUUGAUGGUGAUUGUUCACUUGCCACACCCCUUUUGUGUUGCUCAACAAGCAAAAUUCCCAACUUAUUUUUUAACUUAUCCAACAAAAUGAGGGUCAAGGAAGGGUUAAGAAGGGGAAUGGCAUCUGAACCAAUUGACUCUAUGUGGUGUUACUUUCACAACUUCUUACCUUCCUCAGCAUGAAGGAUAUCUAAGUUUUUUAUUAAUUGUAGUAUAUUUGAAGUUCCAUCUUGCCAGCCGGCCUCUGCUAAAAAAAGCUUGCAAGCUAUUUGUUGACGCUUUACUGAUGCCCAGCAAGAAAGCUAGCUAAUUCAAUCUGUGAACUUGGUUGCCAUAUUUAGAAGCUAUUUCCUUGGUGAUAUUAUUUUAUUUCACAUGAAAGAACGAAUUGCUUAUAAAAUGGGGAAAAAAUUGGAGCCCGGCUGUUCAUUUAGUUCAUUUUAGUUCUCCUUUAACUUGUUUGGGUGAACGCGCUUUUUACUCGACGUUUUGUGCCAGUCAACGUGGAUUCGCUUGUUGCAGCUUUAGUCGUUCAGCUAAUAUGUCUAAACAAUUUUGAAGAAACACCACAAGUGCAAAAUGCAAAAUUAACAUAAAUUCCCGCCAAUUGUGUGUCUUAAAAUUCAAAAGUGUUGCAGAAAAGUGACCUAUUGGUCAAUGUAGAAACAAAAUUGCCUGAGUGUGAUUGAACCAGUUGCCAUUAAAACACUGACAUAAAAUUUUGGAGAGUUUAUGAAAUCAAAAUUAUCCUUAGUUACUUGAAAAUUGUUGACUUCUGUAAUAUACAUGACUGAGCAAAGCCAUUUUAUGAUUUAUAAGAACGUCUAAGGUGAUUCACUAACAAAAAUGAUAUAUUGGGCCAAAAGUGUGUAUUGAUCGGAAAAUUGUCCUAAGAAGUGCAAUCUGUAAAAUUGUUAACUGUUUAGUUCGUAAAAUAAAUAAAUGUUAAAGCAUAUAUAUUGAUAUGAUCUGAAAAUCUUGAGCUUAAGGUGGCCAGAAAUUCUUGAUAAACAUCUUAUUGGCUCAGGUGUGUCUAUUGUAAACUAAAUUUUCGCAUUCUAGAUUUUAGUUAUUUGUGAAAAUACUGUUAUAUUUGAAACUGAACUAGCAAAGUCAGUUCCAGUGUAUGAAUGACGAACAUUUACAGUCUACUGUUAGCUGCCUUAUUUUAAGUCUCUGUUGCUACUAUUACGGACAAUAUGCAUGUGCAAUUAUGUAAUUUUUAUGAAUAGAUGUUAAAACACGUACGCACAAGAGACAGGUUUGCCAAUGAAAGAAUUAGCUAAACAAGUUUUCCGCCAUUUUCUUGGUCGCACUACAUUAUACAGUUUUCUUCAAUAUAAACCAAACAAACAUGCUGCGUGUUUCUGGCAAGACAAAAUGCGUUUUAUACUAUAACAACACAGAUUGUAAUUACACAGUAAUGUAAUAUUGUACACUUCAGAUUUUAAUAUCCUUCGCAUGUUAAUUUACACAAACCACCGACAACGAGUUUUCAGAGCAGCUAUAGUACGCGUUGUCAGGCUGCUUUCUCGCCGGACCCGCGCACAAAUACAAUAGAGCCCACUCUGGCAAGCAGGACAAGAAAGUUAAACGAAAUCUUCAGAAGACAGCGUGAACACAGACACUAUGAACGCUAAGUGCUUUGAUUCGCGGUGUUGAUGUUUUGGCUAAUUUUUGCGCGUGUUUAUAAUCUACUAUAAAAUAAUACAUGAGACUGUGUACCAGUUAAA
Cloeon dipterum is the source of this 4547-nucleotide messenger RNA. RefSeq names its product Mothers against dpp (gene Mad). Bases 448 to 1857 code for a protein of 469 amino acids. Gene Ontology annotation, biological process: SMAD protein signal transduction; cell differentiation; BMP signaling pathway. Gene Ontology annotation, cellular component: heteromeric SMAD protein complex. Gene Ontology annotation, molecular function: DNA-binding transcription factor activity, RNA polymerase II-specific; RNA polymerase II cis-regulatory region sequence-specific DNA binding; I-SMAD binding. The record is from RefSeq and is a predicted model, not a curated record. The transcript is spliced from 7 exons. NCBI's taxonomy places the organism in Eukaryota, Metazoa, Arthropoda, Insecta, Ephemeroptera, Baetidae.